Symphalangus syndactylus (siamang) is the source of this 2234-nucleotide messenger RNA. RefSeq names its product endothelium and lymphocyte associated ASCH domain 1 (gene EOLA1). NCBI's taxonomy places the organism in Eukaryota, Metazoa, Chordata, Mammalia, Primates, Hylobatidae. The record is from RefSeq and is a predicted model, not a curated record.
UCGUGAAAGGGAUGAUGAAAGGGAUGACGGCAGCUGCAUGAAAGCGGAAGAGUUAUGGGCCGCUAACACCUGUCACUGGCCACCGGUUUCCCGGAGUUAGCGGCAGCGACCUUGCAGCCUCGGCACUAGCCAGGCGCUCCCUCUUCUCACCGCUGCCCACGUUUCCUCGCUUGGGAGCCCAUCGUCCUGGCUCCGGUGGCCUCGCUGGGUCUCGGGGAGGCGGAGGACUGUUCUUCCCUGUGGCGAAAACCCAGAGUCGGCCCUAGGCACCCACGACUCACAGGGUCCGCGGUUCCGGAGGCCGUGAGACCUGCCGGGGCUGACAGGUGCCAGGGCCCAUGGUAAAGAAGCUAAGUGGAAGAGUGUUUCCUCCUCUGGCCGUAAAGCAGGCACUCUCUGCAGCACCAGCUGUCCCCGCCCUACUACUGACCGCCCCAAAGACUCCAUGGGCUGAGUCAGCCAAAUCCCAGCCCCUUCCCUUGGGCCUGCCGUGGUGCUGGACAUCAGUGACAGACGGAAGCAGCAGACCAUCGAGGUCAGUGGGAUUUAGGCCAUCUGAGAGACAUGGGGGGAAGGUCAGGUCACUGCCCAUGAGCUUGGAGGGCUGGCGUGUGACGUGCUUCUGUGCUUCUGCAGGCCACAGGAGGCCCGGGGCGCUCGGGAAGAUGAAGUUUGGCUGCCUCUCCUUCCGGCAGCCUUAUGCUGGCUUUGUCUUAAAUGGAGUCAAGACUGUGGAGACGCGCUGGCGUCCCCUGCUGAGCAGCCAGCGGAACUGUACCAUCGCCAUCCACAUUGCUCACAGGGACUGGGAAGGCGAUGCCUGGCGGGAGCUGCUGGUGGAGAGGUUCGGGAUGACUCCUGCUCAGAUUCAGGCCUUGCUCAGGGAAGGGGAAAAGUUUGGUCGAGGAGUGGUAGCGGGUAAGUGACAAUGUACCAAAUGUGCAGACAACGCCUAGGGCUGCCACCCAAGAUCUUGCUUGGGAGUUUGGGGGCUUCUCUUGUCGUCUGAACUGAUUGGUGUGUAUAACACAGUUCCUUUUGGCAACACACCUUCAAAGGGACAGCCAGGGCCUUGGGCUGGGGGUUGGCGUGCCUAGCUUCCGCGAGCUCUGGUAAAUCAUUUCUCCGCUCUGGGCCUCAGUUCCUGUUUCUGAUCUCAGUGAGAAGCCUGGUCAGGUCCAUGUGCACAUGGUGUUUGUGGUGUUUGGCUGUGUGUGUGUUUGUGUGCAUACAUGUGUGAGUGCACAUGUGUGGCAGAGACCAUGAAAAGCAGCCCAGCCCGCCGAAUGGGUCAGGUGGCCUCUAGAGUUGGGCUGCCUGCCUGGCUUCAUGAGCCUGCCCCAGCCCCACCACUCACAGCACCCUGGGCAAGUCCCCUAACCUCUGGGUGACUGAGGCCGGACAUCAGCACCUGUCCCCUGGUGACCUGCUCAGGCAUCACCUGUAGCUUCCCAGGCCCUCCCCCUGCCUCUCCCAGCAUUUCCUGUAUCGGGUUUGGCUCGUUAUCAAAGCUAUGGAAGAAGGACUUGACUCCCUUCUUGUCCUUCUACUGAUGCCAUCUUACUCUCUAUUGAUUGUGACUUUGAGUAACCAUGUUGUCACAUGGGCAGGCCUUGGGCUAUGGAAGUGAAAGGCAUUCAUGUGUAUCUCUCUUUGUGUACAGGACUCGUUGACAUUGGGGAAACUUUGCAAUGCCCCGAAGACUUAACUCCUGAUGAGGUUGUGGAACUAGAAAAUCAAGCUGUACUGACCAACCUGAAGCAGAAGUACCUGACUGUGAUUUCAAACCCCAGGUGGUUACUGGAGCCCAUACCUAGGAAAGGAGGCAAGGAUGUAUUCCAGGUAGACAUCCCAGAGCACCUGAUCCCUUUGGGGCAUGAAGUGUGACAAGUGUGGGCUCCUGAAAGGAAUGUUCCAGAGAAACCAGCUAAAUCAUGACACCUUCAAUUCGCCAGCAUGAUGCAGACCUGUAUACAUUAGGUUAACUCUGAAUUUCCACUGCUUUGUAGAGUCCCACCCACUAAGCACUGUGCAUGUAAACAGGUUUCUUUGCUCAGAUGAAGGAAGUAGGGGGUGGGGCUUUCCUUGUGUGAUGCCUCUUUAGGCACACAGGCAAUGUCUCAAGUACUUUGACCUUAGGGUAGAAGGAAAAGCUCCCAGUAAAUGUCUCAGCAUUGCUGCUAAUUUUGGCUCUGCUAGUUUCUGGAUUAUACAAAUAAAUGUGUUGUAGAUGA